GCCGCCAGCCCAAAAAAAAAACAUGGCGGCGUCUUGUGCGCGAACCGUGGGAUCGUUUUUGGGAAAAUGUGGGAAUUGCAGCUCGAGUUUAAACACGAGCACGUCGCAGGUGAGCCGACAGGUCCUGAGCAGGCGGAUAUGCGUGAGCUCUGCCCUCCACAGAAAGAACCUGGCGGCUGAAGGGCCGCAGAAGUUCACGGCGGAGUUCAUCCAGAAGCAGGUGGAGGAGUUCAACAUCGGGAAGCGGCACCUGGCCAACAUGAUGGGAGAGGACCCCGAGAACUUCACCCAGGAGGACGUGGAUAGGAGCAUAGCCUACCUCUUCCCCUCCGGCCUGUUUGAAAAGCAAGCCCGGCCCGUCAUGAAGCAUCCAGACGACAUAUUUCCAAAGCAGAGCGCUGUCCAGUGGGGAGAGGACGGGCGGCCCUUCCACUUCCUGUUUUACACCGGCAAACCGUCCUACUACUCCGUGAUGCAUGAAAUAAACAGCAGAAUCCUGAAGUUGGAGAAGUUCCAAGAUAAUCUGAGAAUCAACCAACUCUUCGUAAAGGAGGGCAAGCAGAUCUCUCUCAGCUCAAGCAGGUGGCGCACAAAGGACGAACUGCAAUCAAUGCUGGUCGAGACCGUCUCCGAUCAUGACUACAAACGCUUCAUCCAGCUAAUGGAGCGCCUGGUGUCCAUGCCCUACUCCGGCGUAGAGGAGGAGUUUAUCCUGCCUUACCGCCAGCAACUGGGGGCCCAGUCCACGAAGGAAAUGGUGCCGCCGCUGGAGAAGGACGACAGGGGCGUGGCCUUCAGCACCGCAGAAGGUCGGAGGAAGUCGUCCACCUCUUCUGUUGUUCUCCGAGACUGCGGCUCCGGACGCAUCACCAUCAACGGCAUGGGAUACCUGGACUUCUUCCCCGCACUACAAGACAGAGAGCAGCUGAUGUUCCCGCUGCAGUUCAUGGGCGAGCUGGGACGCUUCGACCUGGAGUGCACCGUGAGCGGCGGCGGGCGGGCCGGCCAGGCGGGGGCGCUGCGACUCGCCAUCUCUCGGGCCCUGCUCAGCUUCCUGUCCGAGGGGGAGGGGGAGACCAUGAGACAAGCCGGUCUGCUGACCCCUGACCCGAGAGUGAGGGAGAGGAAGAAGCCGGGCCAGGAGGGAGCACGAAAGAAAUUCACCUGGAAGAAACGCUGAGGAACUCAAACAUAAAACAUUCAGACUAAAAACAUUGUGUUUCCCAGAGUCGCUUGUGUCCUCCUCGGUUCGUCCCUCGCAGGCCGCCAUUGUUUCUAAAAGCAGUUCAGACUCAACAAGCUGCAGUGAGCCUCUUCAGCCAGCAGAUGGAAGUGUGUGUCCAGGAAUAAAUGAGAAGGUUGAAUAUAUUUAUCAGUAUAUUAAACAAUAAAUCUGAUUAUUUUGACAGAA
Messenger RNA from Dicentrarchus labrax (European seabass), 1411 nucleotides. RefSeq names its product mitochondrial ribosomal protein S9 (gene mrps9). Gene Ontology annotation, biological process: translation. Gene Ontology annotation, cellular component: mitochondrial small ribosomal subunit; ribosome. NCBI's taxonomy places the organism in Eukaryota, Metazoa, Chordata, Actinopteri, Moronidae. Gene Ontology annotation, molecular function: structural constituent of ribosome; RNA binding. The record is from RefSeq and is a predicted model, not a curated record. The transcript is spliced from 11 exons. Bases 23 to 1180 code for a protein of 385 amino acids.